UAUCAGGGGCUUGGAACUGAUGAAGAUACUUUAAUUGAGAUUCUGGCCUCAAGAAACAACAGAGAAGUCAGAGAAGCCAGCAGAUACUACAAAGAAGUGCUGAAGAGAGAUCUAACACAAGACAUUAUCUCUGACACAUCUGGAGACUUUCAGAAGGCUUUGGUUGCUCUAGCCAAGGCUGACCGAUGUGAAGAUUCUCAUGUGAAUGAUGAGCUUGCUGACAAUGAUGCCAGGGCUUUGUAUGAAGCAGGAGAGAAAAGGAAAGGAACAGAUGUUAAUGUGUUUGUUACUCUUCUUACUACAAGAAGCUACCCACAUCUCCGAAGGGUCUUUCAGAAGUACACCAAAUACAGCAAGCAUGACAUGAACAAGGUACUGGAUUUGGAGCUGAAGGGUGAUAUUGAGAACUGCCUGACUGCCCUUGUGAAGUGUGCCACAAGCAAGCCAGCUUUCUUUGCUGAAAAACUCCACUUGGCAAUGAAGGGUUUUGGGACACGUCACAAAGAGCUCAUCAGAAUCAUGGUCUCACGCCAUGAAGUGGAUAUGAAUGAGAUCAAAGGCUAUUACAAGAGGCUGUAUGGCGUCUCUCUCCGCCAAGCCAUUAUG
Molecule: messenger RNA, 606 nt
Organism: Eurypyga helias (sunbittern)
Lineage: Eukaryota; Metazoa; Chordata; Aves; Eurypygiformes; Eurypygidae
Gene: ANXA1
Product: annexin A1
Exons: 7
Biological process (GO): positive regulation of cell migration involved in sprouting angiogenesis; neutrophil clearance; cellular response to hydrogen peroxide
Cellular component (GO): cytoplasm; plasma membrane
Molecular function (GO): calcium-dependent phospholipid binding; cadherin binding involved in cell-cell adhesion; phospholipase A2 inhibitor activity
Source: RefSeq, a predicted model, not a curated record